This is a messenger RNA of Closterium sp. Naga37s-1, 1065 nucleotides long. The record is from the annotation of a GenBank genome assembly. Lineage: Eukaryota; Viridiplantae; Streptophyta; Zygnematophyceae; Desmidiales; Closteriaceae.
AUGGUGGACUCCUUGAUCCGUAGUGUCGCGGAGCAUCUGGGGCGAUCAUGCCCUUGGCACCAACGCUUCCUUUCCCUGCAGGAAGUUUUCACGGCUACUAACCUGGAGCUCCAAGGAAUUCACAGCGUCCGUUGGCUCUCCAGGGGUGAUGCCGUGCUGCGAAUGGUCGAGGUGUUCCCCGCGCUUAUAGUCAUGCUGUACGAGUGGGACACAACCUACUAUGAACUCGCGACCAGCUACAGGUUUCACUUUCUGCUAUACUCCCUUGCGGACGUGCUUGAGCAGCUGAACGUCUUGAAUAAGUCAUUCCAGCAACGAGAGAUUGCAGGCGUUCACGCACAGAUCAGGCGAACCAUAUCCUACUUGGAGUCACGCUACGUUGACUGCGGUGACGAGUUCGGAGGCGGAAUUAGCGCGCGUCUCUCCCCCUUCAUCAAGAAGCACGGCCCAGACGGUGGUUGCCCCCGCGUGAAGGUGGUGGGAGUCGACUCGGACGGUCGGCCCACCACACACUCGAUCGAGCUGCACGAGAACCCCAGCGAGGACUACCCAACCGUGGGUAGUUAUGACGCCUGCGUCGACCUCUGCACGGCGUUCGCCGAGACGCUAGUGCGCAACCUCACCAAGAGGUUUCAAGACUUGGACUCACUGACUGGAGUGAGACUGUUCCUUCCAGACGAGUGGCCGCUCGGGAGGGUGGAGCGCACGGAACAGUGUCUCGAGUGGCUCAUGUCACUCGUCUCGCUGUUCAGGGCACAGACGACAGACUGCAUUCUACCAGGCCAUGAAUUCUACUUUCUCUCUUCCCUUUCCUCUUGUCUGGCAGGGAUCGACAAGCGUCGGGCGAUCAAAGAACUGCGUACCUUCUGCCCCAACCUUGCAGACUACACGGAGGUUGUGCAGAUCUGGCGCAGCUACAAGAAGCGUCGCCCCUUUGGUAAUGUUGCAGCCGCACCAGCAGAAGAGGGGCAGGAGGAUGGCAGGGGCAAGGAGACGGCUGCGGAGGAGUGGGAAGAAGCACAGGCUACUGUCUGUGAUGAUGCAUCGGACUCUGAUGAUUCUUGA